Messenger RNA from Effrenium voratum, 1614 nucleotides. The record is from the annotation of a GenBank genome assembly. Lineage: Eukaryota; Dinophyceae; Suessiales; Symbiodiniaceae.
AGCGUUGGCUCGAGCGGAUCGGAUUGCGAGCGCUCGCUCUGGCCCUCGAAGCAUCGCAAUGACGCUGAAAGGUAAGCCCAUCGAGGAGCUACUGCAGAUGCAGAGCGAGGCGGUGAAGCAGGUUCUGAUGAUCAACCAGGCCAUUGCUGAGCUGCAGCGCGCGCAGCCCGAGCUCCGCGAGGUUCGGGACCGCCGCGUGAGCACCGCGAGCGUCCGCAGCAUGACGACCAAGGAGGGAGAUGGCAACCUGAAGGAGCCGCUCCUCUUCAAGCGCCAGCAUUCCCCGGGGGUGUCAGAGGGCUUUGGCAUUUUCGCCCAAGGCGCCAUGUUUCCGGACGCCGACAAGAUCAAGGACAAGGUGCGGGCCUCCCUCUUCUCGCCGGAGUUCAACCCGGAGGACAUCUACAAGACUACGGGAUGGUGCCAGCAAGUGGCGCGAAAUCAGUUCUUCAAAAACCUGACGAUGUUCGUGAUUGUCUUGAACGCAAUUUGGAUUGGCGUGGACACAGACUUGAACCCAGCCGAACUCGAGGUCAACUCACCGCUGAUUUUCCAGGUUGUGGAUAACAUCUUCUGCAUCUUCUUCUGCUUCGAGAUCACCGUGAGGUACUUCGCCUACCAGCAGCCCUGCGAUGCCUUCAAGGACUUCAGCUUCGCCUUCGACUUCUCGCUGGUACUCACCAUGAUCUGGGAGGUUUGGGUGUGCUCCAUCAUCGUGGUGUUCAUGCGUACCUCAGUGGGAGGCACCAACUUGUCGGUGCUGCGGCUGCUGCGGCUCUUCCGGCUGGUGCGCAUCGCGCGGGUGGGCAGGCUGAUGAGCUCCUGCCGCGAGCUGGUGGUCUUGGUGAAGGGCAUCGGCAUGGGCCUCCGCUCGGUGCUCUCCACCUUGUUUCUGAUGAUGGUGGUGAUCUACGUGUUCGCCAUUAUCUUCACCCAACUCUUCCGUGACACGGAAGAGGCGGAGGGCUGUUACGAGAACGUGCUGCAGUCCAUGAACUGCCUCAUGCUCAACGUGGUCUUCCCCGAGCAGCAAGAGCUCAUGCAGAGGAUGCUGCAGGUGGGCCCCACCACCUACUUGCUGGGCAUCUUCUACCUCCUGGUCACAGGGCUCACAGUUAUGAACAUGCUGAUUGGCGUUCUCGUGGAAGUGGUCUCCGUUUGCGCGCAAGUGGACAAAGAGGAAACUGCCAUGAAGGCUGUGAAGGACAAAAUCGAGGACCUGCUUCCAGCGCAAGCGAAGAAGAAUGCCAUCACCCGCGACGACUUCAUGAGCGUCAUCAUGGAUGAGGACUUGGUGCAAACGCUGUCAUCGAUUGAUGUGGAUGUCAUGUCGGUGGUGGACUAUCCAGAGAUCAUGUUCCACACCACCAAUGCCCUCUCCGUGCCCGAGCUCGUGGACGCAGUGCUGCAGUUCAGACGUACCACCUCGGUGAGCAUGAUGGAUAUCGCGCAGUUGCGGCGGUUCAUGGUGCACGAGUUGGAAAACAUUCGGGGCGCCAUGCCCCAGAAGAAUUGAGGUAGUUGGCAUCCCUCGUUGAACCGUCGAUGAAGCUGGAGUAGUACUCUUCCGGUUGACAUGGCACUACGAUUUAAAGGGGGGCCGGUUUUUCGAAC